Messenger RNA from Colletotrichum truncatum, 807 nucleotides. The record is from RefSeq and is a predicted model, not a curated record. NCBI's taxonomy places the organism in Eukaryota, Fungi, Ascomycota, Sordariomycetes, Glomerellales, Glomerellaceae.
AUGCGCUACUCCAACAUCUUAGUGCCAGCUCUGGCAUCCCUCGCCCUGGCGGCACCUACAUACCCUACGCUAAACCUCAAGGCCGCAUUGCCAGGUAAUAUUGAGGACAUUUCCGAGUACUUCAACUUGCUCGCAACCAAGGUCCAAGCUCUGAAGUACUUGUCCACCGAACCUAUUUGCGACUUGUCUAAGGCUAAGAUGAUCUCUCCUGCGGAGAACCUUCCCGCUCCUUCCAAGGGCUUGACGCUUAAGCACGUCGCUAUCGGUCGCGGCACCCAAAAUUACACUUGUGAUACCAGCAACUCAACAGCCGUCCCGGUGGCUACCGGUGCCGUUGCCACUCUUUUCAAUGCCAGUUGCGUUGCAGCUAUGUAUCCCGACCUCCUCGAGAAGCUACCUUCAGUAUCGAUGAGCUUCAACCUCACCGACAGCUCAGCUCACCCACGCCUUGGCCCCAGCAACCUUGCUGUCUCAGGUCAUCACAAUUUUCCUGCUGCGGGCGUCCCCCUCUUCCAGCUCGCGAUCAAUGGUGAGCAGAUUGGCGACGCAUUCUGUGCCAAGAACUCAUCGAUUCCCGCACCUCCUACGGCGACCGCCGGUCAGCAAGGAGAGGGUGCUGUGGCCUGGCUCAAGCUCCUCACCACAGAAGGCAGUACCGGUGGCCUCCAGGAGGUUUACAGAAUUACCACGGUCGGUGGUAGUCCUCCUACUUCUUGCAAAGGCCAGCCCGCCACAUUUGAGGUUCAAUACGCUGCACAAUACUGGUUCUAUCAGGGCUCCGCCCCAGUCAAGUCUGCCGCCCCUUAA